Molecule: messenger RNA, 1259 nt
Organism: Paramecium pentaurelia
Lineage: Eukaryota; Ciliophora; Oligohymenophorea; Peniculida; Parameciidae
Source: the annotation of a GenBank genome assembly
AUGGGGAACCAUAAUUCAUUUUAUUCAGAAAACCUUCAAGAAAUUUAUAAAAUGCAAAUGGUAAUGUUCACUAAUUAUCCUUAGAUGUAAUGGUAUGUUGGAGUAGAAAAAGAAGUUUAAAAAUUAGGAUUUAAUGUAAAUGUAAGAUCAGACCAUUUUCAUAAACAAAACUUUAUGCAAUUAUAUACAAUCGUUAAACCAUAACAUGAAGAAAUUGUUACUAUGAGUACUACAGAAUCCUUAUUUGCUACAGAGUUUGAAAAUAUUAAGAGAUCCAAGAAAACUCUGGAUCCUUUUAAAGAAUUCUAUGUUACGACUCUGAUAUAGGAUAAUGAUCCCUCUUUAUAAGAGUUUGAAAGAUAAGUGCUUUAAUAGUUAUCUACAUUAAAUGGUUGUUUGUUGGAAAUUUUUUAAACUUUUAGACAAACUUAACUGCCUAAUUGCAGUAAAGAAUUGGAUUAAUUUAUUGUUAUGUUUCGAGAUUCAUUUGUUUAAGUAUAUAAUUCUAUAUAUAUAUAUAUUAGAUCUUAAUUCAUUACUAUGAUUUGAAUUUAUUUGCUUCAUUAAACAAAUGUAAUUUCUUAAAUACAUCAUCUCUUUAAUGUUUAGUAUCCAAUAUGAUAUUUAAUGAUUAAGUUGCCUCACAUGUUUACUAAAUCAAAAAGUUAGAAUAAAUCUAAGAAAAUGAAAAAAUACACAAUAAAUUAUAAUUUCUAAAAGAGAAAACAUUAGCUGAUUUUGGAAUUUCUAUUAAAUAUUGUUUAGAUUGUACAACCAGAGAGUAUAUUUAGAGUAAACUAUCAUCAAAAGCUAACACAUGUUGUUAAAGUUAAUAAAUUACAAAGAAAGAUACUUUUGAAACACUAAUUAUUGAAGAUGUUGAUUCUACUUAAUUACCUUCAAGACCAUAAGCUAAAUUAUUAUAAGGAACAUUUUUCUUAUAAUCUCCAUUUUAAAAUGCUAUUGAAGCUCUAAAAUUGAUAUAAUUUAGAUAAACACCUCAUCAUAAGGUUAAAUAAUUAGUCGCUUGUUUCAGAAGUAUCUAUUCUGCCAUCAUAGAUUAUUACAAUUAAUAUACAAAAUAACCAUCAAUAAUAAGCACAGAUGAAAUGAUACCAAUUUUUCAUUAUGUACUUUGUAAGUCUUCACUAUAAAAUCCUUACACACACUUUGAAAUUAUGUAAAAGUAUUUAGGCAAUCUAGAUGGACUUGAAGGAUUCUAUUUAGCUAUAAUGGAAGCAGUAUUUAACAUAGUCUGA